AUGGUGAAAGCAGAUGUCCUUUCACCCCCUCCUCCUCUCAUUCUCGCACUGCACACCCUUCUCUCCCCCCCUUCUCUCCCCCCCUUCUCUCCCCCCCUUCUCUCCCCCCUUCUCUCCCCCCCUUCUCUCCCCCCCUUCUCUCCCCCCCUUCCUCCCCCCCCUCCCCAUUCCCUCCCUUCUGUCCCCCUCUGCCGCCCCCAGCCGCAGCGGCAUCAAGGCCAAGAAGAUGUCCGCCGCUUUACCCGCCCUCACACCCCAGGCGGAGCAGCAGGCGGGGCGGCAGCAGCGCGGCCCAAGAAGAUGUCCAAAGCAGCCGCAGCCGCUGCUGCUGCAGCGGCUCAGAGGCAGGCGGCAGGUGGGCGGCAGGGUGCGUCUGACACCCCGCCUGCCACGGGACCAGCACACGCUGCCAAGCCAGCGCACCACCAGUCCAAGCCACUGAGGAAGGACCAGCAGCCCCCAGGCGAGGCUGAGGGGCGUGCUGGGGGCGCUUCACACUCAUCCCCCUUCCCCCAUUCUCCUCCCCCUUUCCCCCUUACAGCCCCCGCCCCACUACCGCUAGCGACAGGCAUGCAGCAUGCGCGGCACGAGGCGAGGCUGAGGGGCGUGCUGGGGGCGCUCUUCUGGGAGGCCAGCUCACGGGCUAUCACCAACCAGAGCACCCCCUCCCCCUCCCCCGCCGCCCUCCCCCUCGCCUCCCACCCCACGCCCUCGCCCUCCUCCCUCCACCCUACACCCAAUUCCGCUGCCCCGACCCUCCCUGCCUCCUCCCUCUCCUCCUUCCCUGCCACCACUGCUGCUGCCCAUUCCAGUCUCGCCUCUCAGCCGUCGGCUCUGUCGCACAGUGCCGCGCCCCUGGGCCCCUCCUCCUCCUCCCCCCUCGACCCCCUCUCACUGCAUAAGUUCGCCGAGCUUCCAGGUUUUCAGACCUUGCAGGGAGGCUCGGCAGCAACUGGUUUGGCAGGAGGGGGAGGGGGAGGGGGAGGGGGAGGGGGGGGAAGUGGGGCCGGGAGGAUGAGGGGAAUGGCAGGGGGAGGCAUGGGUGGGGGUUCUGGGGGAGGAGGGGAAGGGGAAGGGGGUGUGGGGGGAGCAGCAGGGGCGGGUAUGGGCGGGAUGGGCGGAUUUGGGGGUGCGUUCAACGCGAGUGGAGUUGGGGUGAAGUCAGGAGCGGCAGGAGGCAGGGUGUUGGGUGGGAUGGGGGCAACAGCAGGCAUUGGAGGCAUGGGAGGGAAUCUGGCCACUGGCAGUCGUAUGGAUACUUCAUUCUCUUCUCCCCCUGCCUCUGCAUCGAAUCCUCUCUCCCAAUUUUCUUCCCCUUCUGCUGCGCUGCCUGCUGCUAUGGCUGCAACAGCCACUGCUAUGGGUGUGGGUAUGGGAGCAGGGAUGGGUGCAGGCAUGUCUUUUGAGUCGACUCAAAAGGGCAUGGGUGCGGGCAUGGGUUCAAAUAUGGGUGCUGGCAUGGGUUCAGAUAUGGGUGCUGGCAUGGGUUCAAAUAUGGGUGCUGGCAUGGGUUCAAAUAUGGGUGCUGGCAUGGGAGCAGGCAUGGGUAGUGUGCAGCAGGGGGUGGUGGGGGAAGGGAACUUGCAAGGACGAUCGACGAUGCAGGGCGGUACGAGCGUGCAAUCGGGGGUGCAAGGGGGAGUGCAAGGGGGAGUGCAAGGGGGAGUGCAAGGGGGAGUGGGGCAGAAGGAGCCAUGCAACAGCAAAGGCGCUAUUGGUGCUAUUGGUGCCAGCACUGCUGCUGCUGCCACCUCCUCUCCCGCCCCUGCUGUUCCUACUUCUGCUCCUCAGGGGCAGCAGCAGGCAGUGCACUCGCCUCAGCAGCUGGCCCAGCUGGCUGCGCACCUGCAGUCCCAGCUGGGGGGUCAACCAGGUGGGGGAAAUGGGGGCCCUCAGGGCAGUCAGCUUGGUGGGCAGAAUCAAGUUGGACAGAAGAUGCAGCAGCAGCAAAUGCAGCAGCAGCAAAUGCGGCAGCAUCAGCAGCACUUGCAGAGGCAGCAGGGCAUGCGGCAAGGUCAGGCGCAAGGGCAGCAGCAGCAGAUGCACAUGCAGCAGCAGCAGCAGCAGCAGCAGCAGCAGCAGCAGCAGCAGCAGCAGAUGCAGCAAAUGCAGGGGCUUUCCUCCCCUCCUCACAGCAGCCCGCCAGCACCGAUGAAUCAAAGGCACAUGUUCCAGCCGCCUCACCAGCCGCCGCAACAGCUGCAGCAACAGCAAGGAGGGGGAAGGGCGAUGGGGGGAGCAGGCGGGGCGGGGGGGCAGCUGCAGGCGCCUGGAGAGAUGCUUGUGCAGCAGCAGCGGCAGCAGCUGGCAGGGCCCAUGGGGCAGGAGGGGCAGGGGAUAGACCGAGGCACAGGGCAGCAGGGGCAGGGGCAGGGACAGGGUGUUGCAGGAAUGGGGGGAAUGGGAGGGAUGGGUAUGGGUAUGGGUAGCAUGGGAGGAAUGGGAGGGAUGGGGGGCAUGGGGGCGAUGGGGGGGGCGAUGCAGGGAAUGGGGGCAGGCAAUGCUGGUGCGGGGAGGGCGGGCUCCUUCCAAGGUGGAGCCGGGGGGAUGCAGCAGCAGCAGCAACAGCAGCAGCAGCAGCAGCAACAGGCGGGACAAGGGCAAGGGCAAGGGCAAGCGCAAGCAGCAGGGCGGAGUGGAUCAGGAGGGGCAGGCAUGGAUGAGCCCUUCCCUACAGAUCACCCCCAACAGCGCAUGGGCAUGCAGCAGCAUGCCCCCUUCCAUGCCUCCACCCACAUGACCCCUGCUGCUGCUUCCGGUCAAGGCAUGGGCAUGGGCAUGGGCAUGGGAGGAGCAGCGGGCAUGGGCAUGGGGGGAGGGUCGUCACUGCUGGCAGGGAUUCCCGACUCAUCCCUCGUGUCGUCCUUUGGGGGCAUGGGAGGGGCAGGGGGAGGGACGAGGGGCAUGGAGGGCAUGGGAGCGAUGGGGGGAGCGGGAGGGGGCAUGGGGGGCGGUGAUGGGGCUGGAGGGGCAGGUGGGCGUGGUGGUGGUGCUGGCGGUGGUGCUGCAGGAAUGGAUGAGGCAGCCAUGUUUGCAGGAGAGGAUGAUUAUGGGGAUUUGCCUUGA
Closterium sp. Naga37s-1 is the source of this 3066-nucleotide messenger RNA. The record is from the annotation of a GenBank genome assembly. NCBI's taxonomy places the organism in Eukaryota, Viridiplantae, Streptophyta, Zygnematophyceae, Desmidiales, Closteriaceae.